Messenger RNA from Brassica napus (rape), 1110 nucleotides. RefSeq lists its product as uncharacterized. The record is from RefSeq and is a predicted model, not a curated record. NCBI's taxonomy places the organism in Eukaryota, Viridiplantae, Streptophyta, Magnoliopsida, Brassicales, Brassicaceae. The transcript is spliced from 4 exons. The coding region runs from base 1 to 1110 and encodes 369 amino acids.
AUGAAUGUCGACCGAUGUAAGGAUUUUGAAAUCGGUAGACGCAGGCCGGAAAAUGGUUUUACCAGAACUCCCGCUGAGGAUACAUACAUUAGGGGAAGAGCCCCUGCAGGCAAGAGCAUUUCAUAUCAUACUGAUGACUUGAAGUUAUUUGCUGCUCUAAAGAACGCUCUACAUGCUGACGAAUAUGAGGAGCUGAAGGAGUCAAAGUUGGGAAUGUUCAUAAAGUUCAAGGAGCUGGAUUUUGGUUGGGCUUCAAGUCUGAACUGCGAUUACAACGAGGACCUGGAAAAUCCAAGGUGUGAGGUUACAAAGGAGAUGGAUGCUUUCUGGGAUAUGUUGGGUGUUGAUGUCGAUGCUGGCCCAACUACUGAACAUAUAAUAGCAGCAUUUGGGAGAUGCGAAGAGUGGUCUCAGGAUGAUAGCAUGCGGCUCGGAUACCUUGCCAUCUUCACUGGAUUCAUUGAAGGGAGAAAGUACUCAACCGCUACACGAGCUAGUCUUCCAAGGCUAGUGAUGUAUUUAGAAAAAUUUGAGAAUUGUCUUUGGGGGAGAGUGGCGUUUAAGGUGCUGAUGGAGUCUCUGAAGGGAAAAGAUUUGCAACAGCAUUCUUACACUGCUGAUGGGUUUAUUCAAGUCCUCCAGGUGUGGGCGUACUAUGCUCUGCCAGAAUUUGGUGCGAGUUAUGGGAACCCCAUACCAAACAGACCGUCUCCGCUGUUGCUGGCUUACAAGGGUGGCAAAGGAUGCAAAGGUUUUAAAGAGGCCAUCAGCACACAUACUAGCGUGAUAAAAUUUAUUCAAAAGGACUUUGGUGAAAUGUUUCCGCGAUGGGACUUUGAUGUAGAGGACUCGGCUGCGGAGAACAUAAUCAAAGUCAUGUUUAAUGCGAAAUCUAGAUGGAAGUGGACUAUGGAUUGCUGGGAAGUCACCGGUACUAAGCCGAGUGUGAAGAAAGAAGUUGCAGCGGAGACAGAGAGUGGUGUGAAGGAAGAAAGUGGAAGACCUAAGAAGAAAGCUCGUAAAGAGAUUCCGUUGAGGCACGUGCAGAGGCUAUUAAAGUGGCUCCUACAGAGGCUCGUUCAGAGGCUUCUGCGACUGUUGGUGGGAUGA